AAGCAAUAAUCGCAAAAAGUCUGCAAUUGGAACUACUUCACUUCUAUUCACUCGGGAACUAAAAUCACAUUCAUGAUCCAACCCAAAUGAUCGAGAAAGAGAAGACAACAGUUUCCUAGGAGAGCUCGAACGAAGGUUGAAGAUGACUCGUCACAUCCAGAUUCUGCUUCUUUUAGUGUUAAUGGCUUCGUUUGCUACGGCGGGAUUGGAAAUUCAGGGCUUUGAGGUUUUCCUGGAUUGAAACUCGUAGUCCAAUUCAUCUAUCAGGCUACCAGAGCUUCAGAGGCGACGGAGCUCAUCUAAAGUUUCUUCAACUCUGAUCCAUCAGCCAUCAUCCAUCAUCCAUCAUCCAUCAUCCAUCGUCAAAAGUGUCACCUUUCCCAGCUACAGGAGCUUUCAGGAAAGAAAAAUUAUUACUGAAGAAAGAGAAAAAGGAGUGAAAAAGCUGUCAGUGCUUUGCUUCAUUAAAGAUCCCAAGCGAAAGCGAAGGGACUCAUGGGGAGGGCCAAAGCGUUGCAGUCACUCUCACAGUCUGAGUCUAUUCUCUUUUUCUUCCUUUUCCUUCUAAUGCUCAGCUAGAUCAAGUGUUUCUUAAUUCAUUUUUACCUAAAAAGUCAUGAAAAAAAUAGGUGUUUUUUUUGUGGAGAAUUAAUAGGUAGGAAAAGAAAAACAAAAGCCUACCAAAAAUACAGUGGAAAUCGGAAAAUCCAACGGGGAAUCUCGAAAAGAUCAAGCAGCCACGGUAGCGAAGGGAUUGUUAGGAAAAAAACAGAAAAUAACGAAAACCAAUGGAUUCUAAUUUUAAAAAUGGAUUUUUCUUAUUAAAAAAUUUGGAAUGAAAAUGUUGGAGCUGAAAUCUGAAUACGUGUAGGAAGGAGCGGUUUAGGAGGAGAUGAAAGAGGUUGGGAUCCGAGUAAAGGUGUCGUUGGUGCAGUGACUGCAGCUGUGGCGUACGAGGCUCGCUGGCGGUGGUGGUGGUGGUAGUGGCGGUUGGCGGAGGAUGAAUAGGGACUGCUUAGGGUUUUGAAAUAAAAGAAUAAAAGCAUAGCGGAGGGCACGGUCGGCCUUCUCGAGUUUCGGCCGUGUUUCUCCGAUCUGCAACUUUUGUUAUUUCAAGAAUCUGAAGCUUGAAUGCUUCGAUCUAUCUUCUACCAUCUUCAACUUUCAAGUAGUUCCAAGCAUUCUUGCUAGUUUACUCCGACGGUCGUUCUGUCCUUCAUCGAAUUUAUGGGGUGGUCCAAGCAAAUCAAAGGGAUUGUGGUUGUUCAACCUGCAUUACAGUGAUUUGGGAUUAUCAGGAAGUUUCAUCAAUAAUGGAAAAAUCAGUUUUCAUUUCAAACAUUUCUUUCUGGUAACAUUUGAGUGGAUUUCGACAAAUUCCCGGUGAGUUCUUAUGCUAAAGAGUCCGUGAUCUUUCGAGGAUAAUGAUUUCAUCGGACGCGAACAAGUAAAGAUAACGAGAAAGGGUUUGAAGAUGAAGAAUGAACCGUAACGUAGAUCUCGCUUUAAUGCAAUUCUUUCAAUGCGAUAACUCUGUCCGGUGACGGCGCUUGCAGAGGUGUAAAAUUGCUGGCUUUUCAACUCUGCACUGAUCCAACUGUUCGUCGCCGGUCACCGGAUUCCUCCAAAAAGGUUGAAACUUUGCGGGUCCCCUUUGAGAUUUAAUUCGAUAGCCCCAUCGCCAUCAGGAACCAUCUGUGUGGUGUGGUUUCAAUGUCGCUAAAAAGUAUUGUUCGUGAGCUGAAAGAGAUGAGAGAUGGGAUAGGGAACAUGUCGUGGAGAGGGGUAGAAGGGAAGCAUGCGCCCAGCCGCACCAGAUCGCACAUCAACUCCGAUGGGUAUAGGUUGCAUGUUGGAUCCCUCCAGCAGAGCCGUUGGGCUAACCUGCCGCCGGAGCUGCUUUUAGAUGUUAUCCAGAGGUUGGAAACGAGCGAGACGACAUGGCCUGCGCGGAGGCAUGUGGUUGCAUGUGCCUCUGUUUGCAGGUCAUGGAGAGAGAUUACAAAAGUGGUUGUGAAGAACCCAGAACAAAGUGGGAGGCUCACAUUCCCUAUAUCAUUGAAACAGCCCGGUCCGCGUGAUUCUCCCAUACAGUGCUUCAUAAGGAGGGAGAGAGCAACUUCUACUUAUCGCCUGUAUCUUGGUCUGACCCCUGCUUUGUUGGGGGAGAAUGGGAAAUUGUUAUUUGCAGCACGAAAGAUCAGAAGGGCAGCAGGUACAGAUUUUGUGAUAUCCUUGGAUGCAAAUGAUUUCUCCCGUGCAAGCAAUACAUAUGUUGGAAAAAUGAGGUCGAAUUUUCUAGGGACGAAGUUCACCAUUUAUGAUAGCCAGCCUCCAUAUGACACUGCAGUCCAAUCAAAUAGUCGGUCCAAUCGAAGAAUUCAUGCUAAGCAGGUGUUGCCAAGGGUCCCUGCUGGUAAUUACAAUGUUGCCACAAUCUCCUAUGAACUCAAUGUUCUUCGCACUAGAGGCCCAAGGAGGAUGCAAUGCACCAUGCAUUUCAUCCCUGUCUCCGCAAUUCAAGAGGGGGGAUCUGCUCCAACACCAACUGAAUUCUCCAACUCCCUUGAUGAGCAAUUUUCUUUCUUAUCGGUUUCUAAACCCAAUAAUCCAGUUGUGGAUAUCAGCUCCAGUAGCCUCCCAGAGCGACCAGCUUUAGUCCAUGGUACAGGGGAACCACUGGUUUUAAAGAACAAAGCACCUAGAUGGCAUGAGCAGCUGCAGUGCUGGUGCCUAAAUUUUAGGGGACGUGUUACUGUGGCCUCAGUUAAGAACUUCCAGCUUGUGGCAGCUGUGGAGCCUUCUCACCAGGUUUCGGUGGCAGAGCAAGAAAAGGUGAUACUGCAGUUUGGAAAAAUAGGGAAGGACAUAUUUACAAUGGAUUAUCGUUACCCCCUCUCUGCCUUCCAAGCCUUUGCAAUCUGCCUUAGCAGCUUCGACACCAAGCCAGCAUGUGAAUGACUUCUUUUGUUGUCAUUGAUCUUGAAUAUGGCUCAUGUCCAUAGGAAGUUGGUUGUAAAUAUUUUCAAACUAAGGCUCAUUAAAAUCUGCUGUUUGUCAUCAUUUAGUCUCUCAGCUGUGCAGGAAUUUGUUGAUCUCUUGGCUGAAUUGUGCACAAAACAUGCCUUGUAAGAUGCAGUCCUAUUUUAUCUAUGGAUGGUAGUUAUAAUGUAAUGCUCUUUCUAAA
Macadamia integrifolia is the source of this 3187-nucleotide messenger RNA. Its product is annotated as tubby-like F-box protein 5. The coding region runs from base 1714 to 2961 and encodes 415 amino acids. Gene Ontology annotation, molecular function: protein binding. The record is from RefSeq and is a predicted model, not a curated record. The transcript is spliced from 5 exons. Lineage: Eukaryota; Viridiplantae; Streptophyta; Magnoliopsida; Proteales; Proteaceae.